Molecule: messenger RNA, 1377 nt
Organism: Strongylocentrotus purpuratus (purple sea urchin)
Lineage: Eukaryota; Metazoa; Echinodermata; Echinoidea; Camarodonta; Strongylocentrotidae
Product: EGF and laminin G domain-containing protein
Exons: 10
Coding region: 1-1377 (458 amino acids)
Molecular function (GO): signaling receptor activity
Source: RefSeq, a predicted model, not a curated record
AUGGAUUCAAAGUGGAAGACAAUCAUGAUCAUCUUCAUUAUUCACGGCUUACUAGAAACCCAAGCUGGAUCUGCUUCUCCACGAGAUGAUGGUACAAGUGAUCAGGAUCUGUGUGACGCUGGUUGGACACGUAACGGUAAUGCAUGCUACCAACUAGUUGAAUCUACCGUCAACUAUACUACAGCCCUUGAUGCGUGCAGAAAUCUCAAUGACUACGGUGAUCUGGCGAGCGUAGCUGAUCAAGACGAAAGCAACUUUACUCUCGCAUUAUUGAGAUGCACCUUUGAUACGAAUUAUUACUGGAUUGGGUUCAAUGACCUCGAUGAAGAGGGAACUUGGGCCUGGACUGAUGGCUCAGUUUCAUCCUAUACCAACUGGUAUUCUGGAGAACCAUCUGGUGGAUCUGAUCAUUGUGGUGUAUUACGAAGGAGUUCAGACGGCACAUGGUAUGAUGCAGGCUGCUCGUCAACAUACGGCUACAUCUGUAAAUACCCGCUAAACACCAUUUCCUGUGCUGAAUGGAAGCGUAAAGGCUAUACAUCUAAUGGAUACUACACAAUAGAUCCUGAUGGGAGAAAUAAUGGAGUCGAUCCAUACAGAGUACACUGUGAUAUGACUACGGAUGCUAGCACAGGAAUCACGACGUUCGAGCACCAGGAGGCGAAUCGAUCUUUGGUAACAGGUGCAGAAGUGGCUUUUAGUUUCGUCCGAAAUAUUACCUAUGGUGACAAGUCGGUUGAUCAAGUGGCUACCGGUGCCGAUAUCAGCGGGGAGUGCUACCAAUAUAUCAAGUACGAAUGCCAUCAUUCCCAUUUGACUGGCUAUACUGCUUGGUAUGACAGAGAUGGAAAGCUGAAGAACUACUGGGGUGGAGCCACGGUAGACAGCGGGCAGUGCGCUUGUGGAAUCUCAGGUUCAUGUACCAACGGUCACCCAUGCAACUGCGAUACCAAUGACAAUACCUGGAGAGAGGACUCGGGGUAUCUUACCGAUAAGACUUCUUUACCUGUUACUGAAAUGAGGUUUGGUGACACAGGAAGCACCAGCGAGUACGGGUAUUAUACGCUAGGACCAUUAUACUGCAAGGGAGAUGAAUCUUUCCUUGUGACGGGUCGUACAGAUUUCAUGUUCAUCAAAGAAAGGCAUCUUAGUGGUUACAACAACGCAGUCCUGUCUAGCAUCACGGUUGAAGAAUGCGCCACGGCCUGUGUGUCAGCCUCCAGCUUCAUAUGUAGAUCGUUUGACUAUACUCCAUCCUUAAGCAAGUGCCAUCUCAGUGGGGAGAAUGACUUGACUGUUGACCCAUCUAGCGAUCCUGUUCAUCACCUGUUUGUCCGAAUCAUGGACCGAAUUGAAGACCCAUUUACUGGUGAGUAA